AUGCUUCGCUUCGCCCUCUUCCUCGCCGUCGGGACCCUCGCGACGCUGUCAGUGUCAGCCACCUCGUCUCUCGACAAGAAGUGGGACAAACAGUUCAGGAGCAAGAUCAGUGAGUCGCAGCCGCCGAGUGGUACCUGCUCUGUGUGCUUUUACGAGCGCACGAACUUUGCUGGACCCGAGUUCUGCGUCGGCAAACGGGCAAAGGGGUGCAUCGACGCAAACCCGAUUGUUGCACCAGGCGCGAUCAAGAGCAUCAAGUUUGGCAACGGCUGCGACCUCGUCGUGAAUAUCCGCGUGACGGACGCGCCUUUCGACGAGCACGUUGCUGUCUUUUCAGCGGACGUUGCCGACACGGGCUACAACCUCACCACGUCCAAGCACUCGGUUCAAGAAGUCUACGUCGAAGAGGCCGGACGGGCUUGUUUCCUCGGAACGCCUUCUUCUGGCGAUGGCUUCGGGGUGUGCUACUCAGAGGACGUGCCUGUCGUAGACAGCCGAUACCAAGACUCGAUCAACGAGCUGAUGCUGUUCAAGACCGACGCAAACGACUUUGACGUGAUCGUGUACGACAAUGACAACUACAAUCAGCGCGAACCUUCUCCGGUGCACCAAGACGUGGCAAACGGGAACUCUGUCGGGCAUGAGCGGCGCUUCACUGGUUACAGUAAAAUCCACAAGAGGGGUGCAGCACCCAGGGCGAGCAGGGCCAUGCCGAACGGCAUCCGCUCGAUCAAGUUCGCCUAUUUGAAAACGGACUCGGGCAACACGUCCAGCUCACUCACUCCGGCGCCGUAG
This is a messenger RNA of Hyaloperonospora brassicae, 795 nucleotides long. Lineage: Eukaryota; Oomycota; Peronosporomycetes; Peronosporales; Peronosporaceae. The record is from the annotation of a GenBank genome assembly.